This is a messenger RNA of Paramuricea clavata, 1325 nucleotides long. The record is from the annotation of a GenBank genome assembly. Lineage: Eukaryota; Metazoa; Cnidaria; Anthozoa; Malacalcyonacea; Plexauridae.
CACCAAUAUUAGAAUUUUUUUUUAAAACAUUUCUCAAAAUGUGUAUUAAUUUUGUGCCUUGGUUUUUCAGGAAAUAUUCUCCAAUUCACAAGCUUCAUUUUAUAAAACAAAGAGGGUUUUCUGCUACAAAUUUGCUCCAUUAUAUACAAAGCCAUAAACUGAAAAAUUCAAGCUUACAUUUUGGUCGGAGAACUUUUUCUACCAUAACUACGGAGAUAUGGAAUCUACCAAGGACAUAUGGUCAUAGAUUUCUAUACAGAAAUUUUACAGGACUAAAUUAUGGUGGAAUUUCAAAGUUACAUAAAUCUUGGAAUUUUUAUGGAAUUGGAACUGGCCGAUUUCAGCAUGGCUUUUAUAGAAGUUUGGUAUUCUCAAAAAGAAUUCAUUGCUGGGGACAAUUUUCUAGGAAUUUUUCAAAUUCUAGGAAUCACUAUCAACAGAGGAAUAGGACUACAGCAAUAUAUACAGUAGCAUUAGUGGUAGUCGUGCUUGGAGCAUCAUAUGCGGCUGUACCAUUGUAUAGAAUAUUUUGCCAGGUCAGACAUGUUAGAUGCCUUAGGCAUUUAUUAAAUUUCUCUAUGACGUACAUAGAAGUCGUUUAUUAUCACAAGGGGUGUCUAUUAGAGAGGGUAAUUUAUUUGAUCAUUUACCGUAUUUCAGGCAUCAGGUCUUGGUGGGACAGUGCAACAGGCUGAUGCUGGAGAGAAGAUCAAGAAUAUGACGACGAGGAAAGAACGUCUGUUGACAAUUCGUUUCAAUGCAGAUAAAAGUGCGACCAUGCAGUGGUCGUUUAAACCACAACAGUCUGAAGUGAAGGUGAUUUUGGGUUAUCAUUACUUAAAUUGUUUUAACUCAUAAUUAUUUAACCCAUUGAGCUGCAAUGCACUUCAGCGCGGCCUACUUAUUUUUUUUACUUGUCUAACACCAUUUGUCAUGAUUUUCAGGUUUAUCCCGGUGAAACAGCGCUGGCAUUUUACACGGCGAAAAACCCGACAGAUGUACCAAUCACUGGAAUAUCAACAUAUAAUGUGAUACCUUUUGAAGCUGGACAGUAUUUCAAUAAAAUUCAGGUAUUAAUAGCUGCAGUGUCCUGUAACACAUCCCUCUCUGUUAUUCUACUCUGGCUAACACAAGAGGAUCUUGAUCAAGGUUCAAUUAUCUAACUCCAGACAAUUCUACUCGUUAGGGGGAGAGUCUUGUAUAUCAAUGGGUUAAUUAAUAUUUUUAUUUCUUAGUGUUUCUGUUUUGAAGAACAAAGAUUGAAUCCACAUGAACAGGUAUUUGGUUGUGCUGAGCCCUCUUCCCAAACACCCCCUCUCCCCAAA